Messenger RNA from Xiphophorus couchianus (Monterrey platyfish), 4254 nucleotides. It is a transcript of the gene reep1, whose product is annotated as receptor accessory protein 1. Gene Ontology annotation, cellular component: endoplasmic reticulum membrane; cytoplasmic microtubule; endoplasmic reticulum tubular network. The transcript is spliced from 8 exons. Bases 163 to 1167 code for a protein of 334 amino acids. Gene Ontology annotation, molecular function: microtubule binding. Gene Ontology annotation, biological process: endoplasmic reticulum tubular network organization. The record is from RefSeq and is a predicted model, not a curated record. Lineage: Eukaryota; Metazoa; Chordata; Actinopteri; Cyprinodontiformes; Poeciliidae.
AAUAAAGUCGUAAUAAGAUGAGAAUGAAUUCAUAAUAAUAUGACUUUAUUCACGUAAUUAUUUUUAUUUUCUAAGCGUAGCCCCAGUACUCCCAGUACUCCCAGUACUCUGUCGGAACUAUGAAGCCUCGGUGUUCAUCGCUGCAAUGCAACAGUGCCAUCUAUGGAGCUGCAGCCCCGUUCUGCAUGCAUCACGUUGCAGCCUGUGUGCGUCCAGACGCCGCCGCCUGUGGACGCGCCUGUCAUCUGGAGGAAACUCCUCCCCGCAGACAGCGCGUCCUGUCGCCUUCCCAGCGCAAUGGUCUCCUGGAUCAUCUCUAGACUUGUGGUACUUGUUUUUGGUACUCUAUAUCCUGCUUACUCGUCUUAUAAGGCUGUGAAGACAAAAGAUGUGAGAGAAUAUGUGAAAUGGAUGAUGUACUGGAUAAUAUUCGCCCUUUUUACUACAGUGGAGGUGUUUACAGAUAUGUUUCUUUGUUGGCUUCCUUUCUACUACGAGCUGAAGAUAGCCUUCGUUGUGUGGCUCCUGUCGCCGUACACCAAGGGCUCCAGUGUGCUGUACAGGAAGUUCGUCCAUCCCACGCUUUCCUCAAAAGAAAAGGACAUCGAUGAGUACAUCUGCCAAGCAAAAGACAAAAGCUACGACACAUUGGUGCAUUUUGGGAGGAAAGGACUGAAUGUUGCAGCCACAGCUGCAGUUAUGGCUGCUGCAAAGGGUCAAGGUGUUCUGUCGGACAGAUUACGGAGUUUCAGCAUGCAGGAUCUGUCGUCCUACCAGUCUGACCCGAACCAGACCGGACCCAGCGCCGCCCAGCCCGCCGCAGCUCAGCACCGAACCAGACCCAUCAUCCGCAGCAAGUCAGAGAGCCACAAGGAUUUUGACAUGAAUGAGUAUGAGGUUCUGGGCUUGGAGCAGUUGGACUCCGCAGAGUUUCUGGCUUUGCCCCAGUCCGGCCCGCUCUCCGCUCCCGCUCCGCCCGCCAGUCCUGCAGCUCAGGAGCAGACUGAGGAAGGGCCGGGGAAGGAGGUGCAGGCCACGUCGAGCUCCCCGCAGCUCAGGAUGAGCAAGAGGAGAGCUCCGGAGGUACGCAGCCUGCCUCCUCUUAGAGUCCUGAGGCCUCUCACAAGAUCCAGGAGUGCUCUUUCUUCAAACAACGAAGCCAUGUGAAGCCGUCUCCUCCAGCUGCCUUCGCUGCAACGAGUAAAAAUACCGAAUGGCCAGAAGCUCCACGACUGAAGCAGCCCUGCUUUGAAAUGCCGUUUUACCAAAGUGACCUACGAAGACCCCUAAUUCACAGCAUAUAUAUAUAUAUAUAUAUAUAUAUAUAUAUAUAUAUAUAUAUAUAUAUAUAUAUAUAUAUAUAUAUAUAUAUAUAUAUAAACCCCAGUGGCUCAUGAUGUUAAGAGGAACGAGGUUUGGUCGCUCCAUGUUGACAGACACUUUGCAUUUAAAUAUGUAUUUAUGUACAGUUUGCGUACUUAAUCUCAUGCUUUUGGUUGUUUUUAUAUAUCAGAGGUGGUUGCAUGUGUGUUCCUCGUCAUUGGUCUUAGUUUUUACGAAUGUAUUUUAGAGGAAAUCAUCACCAUGGAGAAGGAAUGAGACUCAAGCCGAGGACUCAAACAAAACACUGCUUUUGUUUUGUUUUAUUUAUUGUGAUUCACGAAAUUAUCCAUGCUUUCAUCGUCCACUUAUCAGACGUUUACCUCUCUCUAUUUCUUUCUCUCUCUGUGGGCCUUAAAGAAACAGAAACCCAAACUUAUUUGCACUAUGUCAAUAAUAUACAUCACUGCCCUCAGACAAAGUUGUGGCUCAGUUUUCUUAUCAACUAUUAUUUUUAAGAGUUUGAUUUCUUCCGUCUGUGCUUCACUACAAUCACUUUGGUUUCUAAAGACUGAAUAUUUCUUAAAAGAUUUAAAAAUUUAAAGGUGACUUAUUAUGAAAGAUUCACAUUUUGCACGUUUUUAUACUUCCAUUUGAGUCUCUACUGCUUCUAAAAAGAAAAAAAACACUCUGCCAUUUUUUGGCAAUAACUUAAUAUUUUUUGGUGUGUGGAAAAGGAGCAGUUUCAAAAACGUCCCCAUUUUUAAGUCACAUUUGCGCCACGUUGUUACCUAGCAACCCUAGCCAAGCCCAGCCCUGUCACCUAGCAACCCCAACCAAGCCCAGCCCUGUUACCUGGCAAUCCCAGCCAAGCCCAGCCCUGUCACCUGGCAACCCCAGCCAAGCCCAGCCCUGUCACCUAGCAACCCCAGCCAAGCCCAGCCCUGUUACCUGGCAACCCCAGCAGAACUCCAGACUAAAAACUCAUAUUUUCAGAAUGAUUACAUGAUACAUGUUUUGUGUCGCCCAUAGAUCUAUCCUAACCUAUUCAAGUAAGCAUAAUAGGUCACCUUUAAGGCUGAAAACUGCUAAAUGAAGUGAAUUUUUAUGUUUGAAAUCACUUAUUGCUGUUGACUGAGCAGCUCUGCACACUCUGGUUGUUCCUCCUGGUGACCUGAGCCGCUUUUUGUUGUAGUUUAUUCACUGAGCCCGAACCUGAUUUUCACUGUGUUGGUGUGCAGUAAUCUUACAUGGUUGCAUCUGUAUCUUUUACGGUGGUAAAAGAAGAAAAAAACUCAGAAGCUUCUCAGGUACAACUGUUCUGUUUACAUCAUUUACUCUGAUAUUGUAGAUAUACUUAUUAUGCACAUUAAACUGUUCUUUCAGUGGAUUAAAUUGUGGAAAAGAAGCAGGAUGUUUCUAAUCACGUGUCAGUGCAGUCAGUGAUAGUGUUGGAGGUGAUUUCCAUACAUUAAAUUUAAUGCUCAAGCUUUCUGCAUGAUAUUAAUUUUUAUGAACAUUUGAUGAUUUUAUGUGAAGCCACUCUGGUUUAGUUUCUCUGUAGACACAUAAAAUAUAACGUAUUUGGUUGUACUACCGAAAAAUCAGCUUUCUCAGACAUUUAGUCAUGUGAAAAAAUGAGGACACCCCCAAAAAUUAUUUCUUUGCUCUAAAAGAAGAAAAAGUACAUUGUUUUACAUAAUAAACACAGGAAAAAAUCCCACAGGAGCUCAAUGAGACCCAGAUCUGGGCCAACUUGCUUCAUUACAUUCAAUUCCUUUGUUUCCAGUCAUUUCGUUGUGAAUUUCCCGGCAUGUUUUGGGCCAUUUUCAGGUUUAAAAUGGCUCUACUUUAAAUUUUUCAUGAUGAAUUUCUUUAGAUUGAGCCGGACAUUUGGUUUGCGCCAAAAAUGUCCUCUGUUCUUGUAUCUGAAUACAAGGUUUCAGCUGGUUUCAAAAACUCAAAUUUAACACUGUUAUGAUUGGAAUUUAAUUUUAGUAUUGUGACAGAAAUGUGCGGACGUCGUCCAGCCAAUAAAUUUGCAUCUACCUAUGAUCGCCACAAAAAGCUAGCUACUUAGCUAGCGAAGAUAUGCUAGCAGUGAGAUGUCGCUAACUACAACCGUUACAUAACGUGUUCAUAUUGCUUUUAAUAUCAACAGUAGCAAGAUCCUGCUGUAGAUUCUGAGAGGUUUUUGAAGACUUAUUUUAGCAUCUUGGAAAAAAGUCCGAUUAGACCUUCUUUUAGUGUUGUAGUUUGACCGUCACCCAGAAUAAGGCGGCGCUGGUCAUUGGAGCAGCGGAGCCGUUAAUACAGAAACAAAGAUGGCGGGCAAAGCAAAUUGGGGGGAAAAACGGUCCUAACAGAGUCCGGUGUGGGAUAAAGAAAGUAUUUUAUGUGGUAGUUUUAAAAUAUAAACAAUCAAUGAGCUUCUUAAGUUUAACAUCAACAGUGCUUAUUCAGCCGAACUGCAUGACGGACAGCGUAUAAUAAAAGAAAUUGCCACCAUACUCUUGAUAAAAGGGAAAACUCAGGUCUUUACGAAAAUGACAGCUUAUGAAUUAAUCAUUAGUAGAUUAGGAUCAAUCAACUUUAGACUAACUCAACUGAUCACUGAUCAGACCUCUUCCCUAUCAAACUUACCAGCGCUUUCAUUUAAUAUUUAUUUUUCUAUAUUGAUAACCCUGGUUAAUAUCUAAAUGUCCCAAAAUUAAAUAUUAGCAAGCACAGGCUUUAGCAGGUUGUCCUAAUUUAUUCACGACUGUAAAUCCAAUUCAGUCCUUCAAUUUUUCUGGCAGGCCAGAAUGAAACAUUUCUUCAGUAACUAAUUGAUGUCAACUCAAAGUAAAAAGCAAAGUUGUGAUGACAUAAUUCAUAACUGUUGAUUUAUGACUCCAAACAACUUCAUACACAAUAAUAAAAAAAAAUAGCACA